Molecule: messenger RNA, 2834 nt
Organism: Solea solea (common sole)
Lineage: Eukaryota; Metazoa; Chordata; Actinopteri; Pleuronectiformes; Soleidae
Gene: slc5a5
Product: solute carrier family 5 member 5
Exons: 19
Coding region: 653-2515 (620 amino acids)
Biological process (GO): iodide transmembrane transport; sodium ion transport
Cellular component (GO): membrane
Molecular function (GO): symporter activity
Source: RefSeq, a predicted model, not a curated record
AUACGUAGUACAGACAAAUUAACAUAUAUCCACAACUAUAUUCUUGUGAUUGAUAACAAAUAAGUGCCAAGUAGCAGUUGGGAACUUUUAUUAACAAACAGAAAUUACACAUUUGCAAAAACUGCCACUAUACAGCGAAAGUACUUCACUGUAUACUGAGCAUUAUCCAAGCGGAGACUUUCUCCUCCUCGAUGACGUCGUGUGUUCUUGGCCGAGUUACAGGAAAUGCGAAAAACAACUAAAUUUGCUGAAAAAAAAAACAAGAAGCCACCAAAAAACAAACGACGAAAAGGUGUUGGCGAGCCCUGGCUUUCUACGGAGUUGCCGCUGCGUACGAUGAUGAGAUUUGUGAGCUCUGUGAGAAAAGAAAAUCUUGUGUACUCCAAUGCAGUCUACAACGGUCUACAAGAACAUAUUUCAGUCCAAGUCAACCAGUUGAAGGGGUGGAGCACAAAUCUCCUCAAUGUUCAUGUGAUGCAGGGACUCCUUGACAUAGAGACCUCAUGUGGUUGUGCACACCUAUGCAACCUGUCACACUCCUUUCACUGAGGGCUGCCAGCUUGGCGCAAUGGAGAAACAGUGAUUCACCAAACAUCUGAAUUUAACUAUCCACCUGUGCUACAAGGCCAAAGGGCAGCAAAACAAUACAAUAAUGGAGGAGUCAUCUGCCAGUGAACCACUCACUUUAGGCUUUGUGCUGGCUGACUAUGCUGUCUUUGCCACCAUGCUGCUUGUCUCUAUGGCCAUCGGACUCUUUCAAGCCCUGAAGAAGAGUUCGAGGCAGGCAAACGCUGACGAGUUCUUCACUGGUGGCCGGAGCUUGCAAGCAGUGCCUGUUGGGCUGUCGCUCUGUGCCAGUUUCAUGUCAGCCGUCCAGGUUCUGGGUGUCCCAGCUGAGGCUUCUCGCUAUGGCUUUAAAUUCCUCUACAUGUGCCUCGGACAAACCAUCAACUCCCUGCUGACAGCUUACUUCUUCCUGCCUGUGUUCUUUCGCCUGGGCAUCACCAGCACCAAUCAGUAUCUGAAGCUAAGAUUCGGCCGAGGCCUGCAGGUGUUGGGGAGUGUCCAGUUUCUUGUGGCAACGCUGCUUUACACAGGGAUUGUUAUCUAUGCACCUGCCUUGAUACUGAACCAGGCGACUGGACUCAACAUAUGGGCGUCUUUGUUUUCUACUGGAGCCAUUUGCACCCUGUACACCACAAUGGGUGGCGUGAAAGCUGUAAUCUGGACAGACGUCUUCCAGAUCGUUGUGAUGUUGUCCGGCUUUGUGGCUGUUUUAAUCCAUGGCACACUUCUGGUUGGUGGUCCUGCAGUGGUGCUUGAAACUGCAAGGAAUGGAUCACGCAUUAAUUUUAAUGAUUUUGACCUGAACCCACAGCGACGCUAUACCUUCUGGAGCCUCUCUGUUGGGGGUGCAUUGGUGUGGUUGUCCAUGUACGGUGUAAACCAGGCUCAAGUGCAGCGCUACAUCUCCUGCAGGACAGAGAGAGAAGCUCAGUGGGCGCUGUUUGUGAACCAAGUGGGCCUAUGCCUCAUUGUGACCACUGCAGCGACCUGUGGCAUCGUCAUGUUUGCAUAUUACGUCCACUGCGAUCCCCUGAAAUCUGGGAAAAUAUCUGCUCCUGAUCUGUACAUGCCAUACUUUGUGUUGGACAUAUUCAAGAAUCACCCAGGCUUUCCAGGUCUUUUCCUUGCCUGUGCAUACAGCGGGACUUUGAGCACGGUCUCUACAAGUAUCAACGCCAUGGCAGCAGUAACGAUGGAGGAUCUGCUGCGACCUCAUCUUGUCCACCUGUCCCAGAAGAAACUGAUUCUUCUCUCCAGGGGACUGUCUCUCGUGUAUGGAGUCUGUUGUAUCACUGUGGCUGUCCUCUCCUCGCUGCUGGAAUGGGGAGUACUGCAGGGAUCAUUUAUUGUCAUGAGUGUGGUCAGCGGUCCUUUACUUGGAGUAUUUAUUUUGGGAAUGUUUGUUCCGGCAGCAAACAGGCUGGGAGCAUUCUCAGGAAUAAUAUCAGGCUUCUGUGUCUCUCUGUGGUUGGGUGUUGGUUCAUCACUCUACCCACCCAGUGAAGAGACUAUGGGCGUCUUACCCAGCUAUGCAGGCCAGUGUCAAUCUGACAAUGUGACCCUGAACAGCCCUCACCAAGACGAGCACUCCCUAUCCACACCCCUUCACCUUCCUGAUCAGGGCCUGCAUAGCUUUUACUCCAUAUCCUACCUCUACUUUGGUGCUAUGGCAACCAGUACUGUCAUACUUGUGGGGCUGAUAGUGAGUUAUGCAACAGGACCAACAAAGAGGGAUCAGAUUAAAGAGGGUUUACUGUGGUGGGACCUGAAUAAAAAGCAAGUGGACGUCCCUUCAGAGCGCAGAAUUGGAACGAUGUCCAGAAUGUUUCCCUGUCUUCUCCACAAUGCAUGCUGGGAUACGCUGCAGCCACCAGUAAGCCUGGAUAUGAUGGGGACAGACGAGCCUCAGCUUGUGCCUUUGAGGAACCUGGAAAAGGUGAUGGGAUGAAAUUUUGCUGCUGAAAGUCCUCAAUAAGUGAACUAAAUGUUAUUCCAAUACCACGUACAGUAUGGUGGUUGUGUUUAAACAUGUAUUUCUCUGAUAAACACUCAAAUAUCUUUCAGUUUUUAAGGUUACACGUGUAGGAGCCAUUUAUGAUGUUUUCUUUAGGCUCUUUCCUUUAGGCUCUUGCAUCUUUAAUUGUUGUAUGUUCCAUGUCUGUACAAGACACACCUGCACUUCAGCUACAGCUGUAGUCUUCAUGUAACAACAGGUUCGGAUCUCUCUGUGUUUAUAUUAGUUAUUCAUUAAAAAGCUGUGACCUCAA